AACAUACCUCGAGAUUUCUGGCACAGAAUUCGAGUUCUUAGAACGAGAAGAAGCUAUAACGGUCUGUCUUCUUAGAAUCUCGGGCACAUUGGUAUAUUGCAGACUUAAUUUAUUUAUCUAAAAUAGCGAACUUGAACAGUCGAUCGUCAUGACUGUCGUUGGCUGCAACAAGUGUGUCAAAUUCAUGCUCUUUUUCUUUAAUUUCGUUUUCUGGUUGGCUGGAGGUGUGAUCUUGGGAGUGGCUCUAUGGCUUCGUCAUGACAACCAGACCAGCAGUCUCCUCAUGCAGCAGUUUGAAGGCCAGCAGGCCCCAAACACCUUCUAUACCAGCGUGUACAUCCUGAUUGCUGUGGGAGCUGUGAUGAUGAUUGUAGGGUUCCUUGGUUGCUAUGGUGCCAUCCAGGAAUCUCAGUGCCUCCUUGGAACGUUCUUCUUCCUGUUGGUGUGCCUCUUCGCCUGUGAGGUGGCUGCUGGGAUCUGGGGAUUUAGUAACCGUGACACAAUCUCCAAGGAGAUGAUAAACUUCUAUGAUGCGGCGUACAUCAAGUCAGUGGACGUUGUGGACUCUUCCAGCAAAACAGCUGCUAUCAAAGUCCUGGAGGUGUUCCACGAGACGCUGGACUGCUGUGGUAAAGGAGAUGACUCCCCCUUGUUCAAACAAGUAGCCGGAGCUCUGUGUCCCAAGAAGACCCAGGACGAUGCCUUGUUGAAACCUCAGAGCUGUCACCUGAAGCUGAAGGACCUCUUCUCCGAGAAGCUCUGCCUGAUUGGUCUAGCUGCCCUGGUGGUCGCUGUCAUCAUGAUCUUUGAGAUGAUAUUCACCAUGGUCCUCUGCUGUGCGAUUCGCAACGCCACCCCAGUGUACUAGAACCACAGAACCAUAGAACGACGGAACCAUGGAAUCAUAGAACCACAGAACCAUAUUGGAGGGGAAAGUCCUCUACAGAUCAAAGCCAACAAAGGGGAUGCAAAUGUUAUGUUAUGUUUUGUUUAGUCCCUGUUAUGUUUUGUGUUGUACUUCCUGUUUUGUGAUGUAGUUCCUGUUUUGUGUUGUAGUUCCUAUUAUGUUUUGUGAUGUACUUCCUGUUAUGUUUUGUGUUGUACUUCCUUUUUUGUGCUGUAGUUCCCGUUUUGUGUCUUAGUUACGUUUUGUGUUGUAGUUCCUGGUUUGUGUUGUAGUUACGUUUUGUGUUGUAGUUCCUGUUUUGUGUUGUAGUUCCUGUUUUGUGUUGUAGUUGCGUUUUGUGUUGUAGUUACGUUCUGUGUUGUAGUUACGUUUUGUGUUAUAGUUCCUGUUUUAUGUUGUAGUUACGUUUUGUGUUGUAGUUCUUGUUCAUUCUUAUUAUAUUGCAGGAUCAUGUACAUUUUUAUAUGUACAUUUUAUAUGUACAUUUUUAUCAGUAUUUUUGAAUAGAGACUAGAUUUUACUACUGUAUUUUUGUUAAUUAUGUUUGAACAAAACUUCUAAUGUAACAGUUUGAGUCUUUUGAUGACUGUUGAUUAAAUGCCAGGCUUUGACCAGCGGACAUUCAAGUGGAAGUGGAAUAAAAAAGGUGCACACACA
This is a messenger RNA of Oncorhynchus masou masou (cherry salmon), 1564 nucleotides long. Its product is annotated as CD81 antigen-like. The record is from RefSeq and is a predicted model, not a curated record. Lineage: Eukaryota; Metazoa; Chordata; Actinopteri; Salmoniformes; Salmonidae. Gene Ontology annotation, cellular component: plasma membrane. The transcript is spliced from 8 exons. Bases 149 to 868 code for a protein of 239 amino acids.